Messenger RNA from Microplitis mediator, 550 nucleotides. RefSeq lists its product as uncharacterized. The transcript is spliced from 3 exons. The record is from RefSeq and is a predicted model, not a curated record. The coding region runs from base 178 to 519 and encodes 113 amino acids. NCBI's taxonomy places the organism in Eukaryota, Metazoa, Arthropoda, Insecta, Hymenoptera, Braconidae.
ACAAGACGCGUGCAUUUAUUAACGGUUUUUUGUAUGAUUUUUUUACUUACAAGAUGAAUUAAUGGAAAUAAUUAUUGAUGAAUAAUAAGGAAAAUUUUAUGAAAAGCAUAAAUAUUGAUAAUCAAUGGAAAAUUAUGUUACCAAAUUAUUUAUGGCGACAAUAGUAAAUUGAAUUGAAUGACAAUUGACAAAAUUAUAGAUAAAUUUCAACAACAACUUUCAACCGAUUUCCCGAUUCUUAGAACAAUGCUCGAAGAUCUAGAAUGUCAUUCAGAUAUUGCAAUUUCACGGAGAAUCGCAUCUAAUGCAAUUUCACCAGAACUCGAAGAGUCAGUGAAUACGGCAAUUAAUAUCAUAAUUAAAAGUAUGGGACAUCAACGAGAGAAAGUCAGAAAAUUGAGAAAAAAAUUCAAUCGACUUGUGAAGGGAACAUUAUUUAUAAAUAUAAUCAAUGAUAUAGCGUUAAAAACAGAGAUGGAAGUUGAAUUGUUAGAGUCUGGGAGUGCUGACUCAUUUUAAAAAAUCUCGUAAAAUUUAAAUUGACUGUACA